GAGCAAGAAAGCGCGGACAGCCUCCCCAAAGCGCGGAGGAUCACCCAAGUCGGCUCGCUCAGGAUCCCCCGAGCCCCCACAUCAGGCGACAGAGCUUGAGCCGACCAGUCUUGCCAGCCCUGCUCAGUCGCCCGCAGCACCUGCAGCCGUUUGCAGCGGAGAUGACACAGACGCCGACAGCGAUGGCGCAACGAAUGCCGACAGCGACGACGAGCCGAAGCCCAAGAAAUCGGGUUCCAUAUGCCGCCCUCUGCGAAACCUUCGUCCAAAUCGAGGCUACCACAAAGCGGCUGGAGAUCACCGAUAUCCUGACCAAGUUCUUCCAGCGGGUUAUUUCGCUGAGCCCUUCGAACCUGACCCAGUGCAUCUAUCUGUGCAUCAACCGCAUCGGCCCCGAGUACGAAGGUCGCGAACUUCACGUCGGCGACAGCAUCCUGAUGAAAGCUGUUGUGGAGGCCACGGGACGCAAUCUCCAAGCGCUCAAGGCCGAUGUGGUCGAGCACGGUGACUUGGGAACCGUUGCCGAGCAGAGCCGCGGCAAACAGAGGACCCUUGCGACUCCACAGCCACUGACUGUUCCUCAAGUGUUUGACACCCUGAAGACCAUCUCGGAGAUCACAGGAACGAGUUCCCAGAAAAGAAAGAUCGACCUGAUUCGCAAGAUGCUCGUCGCUUGUCGCGAGAACGAAGCCAAGUAUAUCAUCAGAUCUCUUGCUGGCACGUUGCGUAUCGGCCUCGCCGAGCAGACAGUUCUCCAAUCGCUGGCACGCGCGUUUGUGUUGAAUGAUUCCGAGACUCGCAAGAUGUCCAAGGACAAGCUCGAGAACGAGCUCGCUUCUGCGACGGCAAUUGUCAAGCAAGUUUACACGGAGCUGCCAACAUACGACCAGAUCGUCCCGGCGUUGCUGGAGCACGGCGUCCACCAUCUGCCAGAGCACUGCAAGCUAACUCCAGGCAUUCCGCUCAAGCCCAUGCUUGCCCAUCCCACCAAGAGUCUGACUGAGGUGCUGGAUCGGUUCGAGAACAUGACCUUCAGUUGCGAAUACAAAUACGAUGGCGAACGCGCUCAGAUUCAUCGCCUGGAAGAUGGCUCCGUCAUGAUCUUCAGCAGAAACUCUGAGAAUCUGUCAGUCAAAUACCCGGAUAUCAUCGCCCGUGUCCCCGCGAUAUCCAAGCCCGAUGUGACGUCGUUCGUGCUGGAUUGCGAGGCUGUUGCCUGGGACCGCGAAAAGAAAUGCAUCCUCCCAUUCCAGGUGCUGAGCACACGCAAGAAGAAGGACGUAACCGCGGAGGAAGUCAAGAUCCAGGUGUGCGUGUUUGUGUUCGACCUGCUGUAUUUCAAUGGAAAGCCCGUGACUGGCGAGCCUUUGAAGACUCGUCGGCAGCUUCUCGAAGAGAACUUUAUCGAGAUCGAGGGAGGAUUCCACUUCUCCAAGAGCAUGGAAAGCAGCAACGUGGAAGAGAUCCAGACCUUCCUGAACGAGGCGAUUGUUGGCAACUGCGAGGGCCUGAUGGUCAAGACGCUGGAAAAGGAGGCCAGCUACGAGCCAAGCAAGCGCUCACGAAACUGGCUCAAGGUCAAGAAGGACUAUCUUUCGGGUCUCGGCGACUCGCUCGAUCUGGUAGUGAUUGGCGGCUGGUACGGACGAGGCAAGCGCACGGGCACAUACGGAGCAUAUCUCUUGGCCUGCUACGACGAAGACCGCGAGGAAUACCAGAGCAUCUGCAAGAUGGGCACCGGCUUUGACGACGAGAGUCUGGCGGGCCACUACAAGUUCCUAAGCGAGCACACCAUCGAGGCACCCAAGAACUACUACAACAUCAGUGACAACCCGAACGUCCGGCCGGAUGUGUGGUUCGAUGCCGUGCAGGUCUGGGAAGUCAAGUGUGCGGAUCUGUCGAUCUCGCCAGUGCACCGGGCGGCCAUGGGGCUCGUUGCCGAGGAUAAGGGCAUCAGUCUCCGAUUUCCACGAUUCAUCCGCAUUCGCGACGAUAAGGGCCCGUCGGAUGCCACGUCGGCGGCGCAGGUUGCGGAGAUGUAUCAGAGCCAGAACAUCAACCCCGUGCACGGAAACAAGAGCAGGGACGACGACUUUUGAGUGUGCGACGAGGCCAAGCGGGACUGCGAGGGGUCGCGGCAAUACAGCGCUCCAAGUGAAUAUGGG
Messenger RNA from Polychytrium aggregatum, 2165 nucleotides. Its product is annotated as ATP-dependent DNA ligase. The coding region runs from base 162 to 2099 and encodes 645 amino acids. The record is from RefSeq and is a predicted model, not a curated record. Gene Ontology annotation, cellular component: nucleus; mitochondrion. The transcript has 15 exons. Gene Ontology annotation, biological process: lagging strand elongation; DNA repair; DNA biosynthetic process. NCBI's taxonomy places the organism in Eukaryota, Fungi, Chytridiomycota, Chytridiomycetes, Polychytriales. Gene Ontology annotation, molecular function: DNA ligase (ATP) activity; ATP binding; DNA binding.